Messenger RNA from Aureococcus anophagefferens, 631 nucleotides. RefSeq lists its product as hypothetical. Gene Ontology annotation, molecular function: ribosome binding; translation elongation factor activity; RNA binding. Gene Ontology annotation, biological process: positive regulation of translational elongation; positive regulation of translational termination. The record is from RefSeq and is a predicted model, not a curated record. Lineage: Eukaryota; Pelagophyceae; Pelagomonadales; Pelagomonadaceae. The transcript has a single exon. Bases 17 to 493 code for a protein of 158 amino acids.
GUACUAAAAAACAAUCAUGGGUGACGUCGAGGGCUUCGAGACCGCGGACGCCGGGGCGUCGGAGACGAUCCCCAUGGAGGCGGGCCAGAUCCGCAAGGGCGGCUACAUCUGCAUCAAGAACCGCCCCUGCAAGGUCGUCUCCGUCUCCACGUCGAAGACGGGCAAGCACGGCCACGCCAAGUGCAACUUCGUCGCCACGGACAUCUUCACGGGCAAGAAGCUCGAGGACAUCGUGCCGUCGACGCACGGCACGACGGUCCCCAACGUCUUCCGCAUGGAGUACACGCUCCUCGACAUCUCCGACGAGGACUACCUCUCCCUCAUGGACGAGUCCGGCGAGGCCCGCGAGGACCUCCAGAUGCCCAAGGGCCCCGACGAGCUCGUCAAGUCGAUCCGCGAGGGCUUCGACGCGGGCGACUCGCUGUCCGUCGUCGUCGUCAAGGCCAUGGGCGAGGAGCACGUCAUGUCCUGCAAGAAGGACACGUCGGCCUAGAUUGUGAACACGAAGAUCUGGCAACCGCGGCCGCGCCAGGAGUCGGCCGCAAAAAAAAACACAAACACGAACGCCGCCGGUCGCCGUCCCGGACCGGACCCACCCCGAACCAACCCGCCUAAAAAAGACCACUCUCUC